Babjeviella inositovora NRRL Y-12698 is the source of this 1101-nucleotide messenger RNA. It is a transcript of the gene HEM3, whose product is annotated as hydroxymethylbilane synthase. The coding region runs from base 1 to 1101 and encodes 366 amino acids. Gene Ontology annotation, biological process: heme biosynthetic process. The record is from RefSeq and is a predicted model, not a curated record. Gene Ontology annotation, molecular function: hydroxymethylbilane synthase activity. Gene Ontology annotation, cellular component: cytoplasm. The transcript has 3 exons. Lineage: Eukaryota; Fungi; Ascomycota; Pichiomycetes; Serinales.
AUGUCUGCUCAUAUUACCAACCUCGCCGCAUCUGAAAAGCCCGAGCUCGAGCGCGCCAGAUCCUUCUCCAACAUCGAAAUCGGUGGGAGAAAAUCCAAGCUUGCGGUCAUCCAGUCAGAGUCCGUGAAAGCCCUCAUUUUGAAGCAGUUCCCAGACUUGAAGUGCUCGGUUUUGGCGUUGAGCACCUUCGGUGACCACAUCCAGAACAGACCGUUAUACUCCUUCGGCGGCAAAGCCUUGUGGACCAAGGAAUUAGAAACCUUGUUGAUGCAGUCCGUGGAGCACUUCCCAAAGUUAGAUUUGGUGGUUCACUCGCUUAAGGACAUGCCAACCAACCUUCCAGAAGAAUUCGAGUUAGGGGCCAUUUUGACCCGGGACGAUCCACGUGACGCCUUGGUAAUGAAAAGUGGCUCGCCCCACAAAACCCUAUACGACUUGGCCCCAGGCUCUGUGGUCGGGACCUCGUCGGUGCGUAGAUCUGCCCAAUUGUUGAGACAUCACCCACACUUGAGAUUUGAGAGUGUCAGAGGGAAUGUCCAGACCAGAUUGAACAAAUUGGACGACCCGGCUUCCGAGUACGAGUGCUUGAUCUUGGCUGCGGCCGGAUUGAACAGAUUAGGCAUGAACGACAGAAUCACCCACUGUUUGGAAGCCCCAGAAAUGUACUAUGCCGUCGGACAGGGUGCCUUGGGGAUCGAGAUCAGAAAGGGUGACAUGCAGAUGAAGAGACUCUUGAGCCACCUUGAGAACAAGGCCACCGCCUACUGCUGUUUGGCCGAAAGAGCGUUGAUGAGAACCUUAGAAGGUGGGUGUUCGGUACCUAUCGGUGUCAAGACCUCGUAUGACGAAGUCACCCAGGUCUUGAGGUUGGAUGGUAUUGUCAUCAGCGUGGACGGCCAAGAGUUUGUUGAAGAUGUGAUCGAGGUCCCAUGUACCUCUAACGAAGAGGCUGAUGGGGUCGGUGUCGAAUUGGCUGCCCGCUUGACCGAAAAAGGUGCCAAGAGAAUCUUGGAAGAGAUCAACUUUGAAAAGAUCAACCAGGCUCCGCUCUCCAUUCCUUCCACUCCCCUUGGCGCCACCCCUCCACAGAGCAUUUCCUAG